Dermatophagoides farinae (American house dust mite) is the source of this 581-nucleotide messenger RNA. The record is from RefSeq and is a predicted model, not a curated record. Lineage: Eukaryota; Metazoa; Arthropoda; Arachnida; Sarcoptiformes; Pyroglyphidae.
GAAUGUAAAACUCAAUAUAUAAAGAAUUAUAGAAUAUAUAUAUAUAUAUAAUAACCGUAUAUAUCAUCAUUGAUCGAUUAUCAUUCAUUCAAUCAUGAGCACAAUAACCGGUAGUUAUGUUUAUAAUGAUAAUUAUGUGGAAACACCAAGAAGAUAUUUUACACUUGGUAUUCUAUGCUGCUGUAUUGCUGGUUUUAUUUUUUUUAUCGGUAUCAUUUUAAUGGUUUUUGGAUCAUCACCAUCGAUACCAGAAGCCAUAUGGAUAACGGGUAUUGUAUUCCUAUUGAUUGGUGGUCUAUUGUUCGUAUUGGGCGUUUCAUCUAUUGGCCUGUAUUUUUCACGUGAAGAUAAACGUAAAAGUGAAAUUGAAUUUAUUAAUUCAGAAUUUACAACGGCCGCUGCAGCUGCUGUAGCAGCUAAUUCUGCAAUUGGAUCAUCAUCAUCAUCACAUCGUAGCAUUCAUUCCAACAAUGUUUACCUCAUUGAAUGAUCAUCGUUUUGUUGCUAUCAAGCCACCAAUUGAUUAUUUUUGAUACCGAAUUUAUUUGUAAAUAAUUUUUUUCUUUCUCUCUUUUGUUCUC